CACAGCACGUGACCCAGCUGCCACCUCGAAGGAACCGCGAAGUGCAUGAUGGGCGUGGGAGGGGCCAGGGCUGGCCUAGGGGCGGCUUCCGUAGGAAGGGAAGAAAGCAACUGAUGGGGAGAGCAUGAACACAGUCCCACAAUACCACAAAUACACGGUCAAGUUUCUCACAUUUGGGGAAAUGGCAGGGGUCAGCACAUCGGAGUGCAGUGGAUAAACCUCACCCUGGGAAAACCACCUUCAUGAUCAUGGUAUCUCCCUUGCCAGGUACCUAGCUUCCUGUGGUAUACUGAUGAGCAGAGCUCUUCCAUUACAUACCUCAGUUUUGCCUAAAGAGAUAUAUGCAAGAACGUUCUUCAAGAUCACUGCACCAUUAAUAAACAAAAGAAAAGAAUAUUCAGAGAGAAGAAUUAUAGGAUACUCAAUGCAAGAAAUGUAUGAUGUGGUAUCAGGAAUGGAGGAUUACAAGCAUUUUGUUCCUUGGUGCAAAAAAUCAGACAUAAUAUCAAAGAGAUCCGGAUAUUGUAAAACACAACUAGAAGUUGGCUUUCCACCUGUUUUGGAGCGAUAUACAUCAGUAGUAACCUUGGUAAAACCACAUUUGGUAAAGGCAUCUUGUACUGACGGGAAACUUUUCAAUCAUUUGGAGACUAUUUGGCGUUUUAGCCCAGGUCUACCUGGCUACCCAAGAACUUGUACCUUGGAUUUUUCAAUUUCCUUUGAAUUCCGCUCACUUCUGCACUCUCAGCUUGCGACGUUGUUUUUUGAUGAAGUUGUAAAACAAAUGGUAGCUGCCUUUGAAAGAAGAGCAUGUAAGCUGUAUGGUCCAGAAACAAAUAUACCUCGGGAAUUAAUGUUUCAUGAAGUUCAUCAUACAUAAAAGGGAAAUAAGAAUUGGUACCACCUACUUUUGACUAGAUCCUUCACUCUUAGGAAGUACUUUCAUGAUCUGUUCAGAAGUCAGAAAGCUUGUUAAAUCAGCUUUGAUUAUAAACCUGCUCCACUGAAAGUUUGCACAUUGAAUAUGAACCCACUUGUACAUAGAAUUAUUUUUUCAAUCAAAUGUAAUUCAAAGUAACGUGUACAUUAGCAGGUUCUGCCUUUAUAGUAAUGAAUGUUAUCACUGUUGCUAGGAUAUGUCACCUUUGAGCACAAACUGAAACUAAUUUAAGCCUUUAAAUUAUCACCCUAUGUGAAAGAGGUUAGCUAAUACAGUGUGUGUUACAUUAACCAUAUCAUGUUUAAGUUAUUAAGCUCAGAGUAUUUGUAACUUAUUAUUAUUAGGCCUGCCAUAUAGCUUAGGAUAUUUGAAUAAUCAUCAUAUAUUUAAAGUUAAAACUUUAAUUUAAAAUACUGUUAAUGAAGGUUCCUACCACUUUCUGUAUUUUUAAAUUGUUCUGAUGGGUAGUUGUAGAUAAUUCAGUGCUCUAGAGAAGCUGAUUCUCAAAUAAACUAUUUUUUUGGUAAGUGGUCCAAAGCUUUGAGCUACUUUUCUAGUCAUUUGCAACCUUCUCCCAGGUGCUUUUUUGUGGGCUUUUUAAAAAAUGCUAAUUGCCUGUCAGUUUUAGGCAACAGAUAAAGAUGAGUUGGUUGAUGCAUCUCUAGCACUGUGUAUCUCUAUUUUCUAUUUAUUGUGUAUGUUCACUUUCAAUAAUAUAUUCUAAACAUAUUUUUUAAAACAAUGUAAAUGCUGAAGUAGUAAUAAAGUUAAUUUGUUUAUUUUUUGCACAGUUACUUUGGUUCUUUAGAUCUUCUAUAGUAGUUCCAAUGUGUAUUUGGGCAGGUGUCCUAGUUUGCAUCUCUUGCUGUAAUAAACACCGUGACCAAAAGCAACUUGGGGAGGAAAGGGUUUGUUUCAGUUUCCAGGAUGCAGUCCAUGUCAAGUGAAACCAGGCCAGGACCUCAAGGCAGAGCCCAUGGAGGAACGCUGUUUACUGGCUUGUUCUCAGGCUCUCAUUCAGCUACCUUUCUUAUACUGCCCAAGGCCACCUGUCUAGGAAUGGUACCACCUACUUUGGGCUGGGCCCACCUACAUCAAUUGGCAAUCCAGAAAAUGUCCCACAGAUGUGCCCAGAGAGGCAUAUUCUUCAAUUGCAGUUGACUCUUCUUGGGUGACUCCCGUCAUCUUAACAGCUCAAGGUUAACUAUGAUCACAGAAAUAAAGUAUUAUAGUAUUUCUUGUCUUAUAAGUACUUUCAUGGGUGUAACACCCUAGAUGUGAUCCCCAUCACUGUCUACACACACACACACACAACUUUGACAGAAACUGACAAAUCUGGGCAAAACUCAAUCUUUCUUUAGUCAAUAUUGAUCUCCUUCCCUCCUUUCACUCUAUACAGAAUAAUCUUUUGACAUUAAACUUCCCAUCAUAGUGCUUUUUAACCUUAUUUGGUACAUGUAUGGAUUUGCUCAAUAAAUCUGUUGAGUACCUACCUGCUGUCUCUCAGGAACUAGUGGAACUUUGUUGUGUUUCUACACAAAUAAAACAUUUCCCAUUUGCA
Nannospalax galili (Upper Galilee mountains blind mole rat) is the source of this 2501-nucleotide messenger RNA. It is a transcript of the gene Coq10b, whose product is annotated as coenzyme Q10B. The coding region runs from base 293 to 880 and encodes 195 amino acids. Gene Ontology annotation, biological process: ubiquinone biosynthetic process; cellular respiration. Gene Ontology annotation, molecular function: ubiquinone binding. Gene Ontology annotation, cellular component: mitochondrion. The record is from RefSeq and is a predicted model, not a curated record. The transcript has 6 exons. Lineage: Eukaryota; Metazoa; Chordata; Mammalia; Rodentia; Spalacidae.